ACUCUGAAGCCUUGUUUUUUUGUCUUCUCUUCUCUUUUCUUGUUCUCAUUACAGCCAAACCAUUUAUGAAUAGUUAGCAAAGCAAUGGAGAUUGGUAAUACGUCCAUCUUGAAGAGGUUCAAACACAGUUUCUUUACUUCUAUCAAGUCUUCUUUCCCUUGCUUCAAAUGUUUCUCUUCUUCAUCAGAAAUUUCCUCAUCAGAUGAUAGCGUACAAGGUGAACACAUUCUUCAAAAUGUUCAUGCCUUCUCGUUGACUGAAUUGGAAGUUGCCACCAAUGGCUUCCGUUCAUCAAACAAAAUUGGCGACGGUGGAUUUGGCUCAGUUUAUAAGGGAAGACUAGAAGAUGGGAAAAUUGUAGCUGUGAAAGUUCUAUCAGCAGAAUCGAAGCAAGGGGACAGGGAGUUCUUGUCUGAGAUAGCUUCACUCUCUAGUAUUAGCCAUGAAAAUCUUGUCAAGCUUCAUGGUUGUUGCAUUGAUGGUCCUUGCAGAAUUCUUGUUUAUGAGUAUAUGGAAAUGGGUAGCCUGUCUCAUAUUUUGCUCGGUGGGAGCAAAAAUAGAAGUAAAUUGAAUUGGAAAGCAAGAAGAGAUAUUUCGAUAGGGAUUGGUGAGGGGCUUGCUUAUAUUCAUGAGAAGGUUAAACCUCAUAUUGUGCAUAGAGAUAUAAAGGGCAGCAAUAUACUUUUGGAUCAGAAUUUUACUCCUAAAGUUUCAGAUUUCGGUCUCUCUAAACUAUUUUCAGACAACAUGACCCAUAUUAGUACAAGAGUGGCAGGCACAUUAGGUCAUCUUGCCCCGGAGUACGCUAUUAGCGGCCACUUAACCAGAAAAUCAGAUGUAUACAGUUUUGGAGUGCUACUCCUUGAGAUAGUCAGUGGAAGAACAGCAGUUGAUUUCGACUUAGAACUGGGAGAACACUACCUCGUGGAGAAGGCAUGGGAAAUGUACAAGGCUAACAAGCUUCUACAGCUGGUGGAUCCUAUGCUAAAUGGAAACUUCUUAGAAGCAGAAGCUGUUCGAUUUCUAAAGGUUGCCCUGCUCUGUGUGCAAGAGAAAUGUGGGCUGAGACCGAACAUGUCAAAAGCUAUUAAGAUGAUGAGAGGUGAAAUCAACAUAAGCACCGUCAAAAUAGCUCAGCCAGGACUCCUCACUGAUAUUAUGAAUGUGAAAAUAGGCCAAAGACCACAAAGCUCACAAAGCUUAAUUACCGGCAUUGCAGCUUGUACAGUUAAUUGUAAGCAAUAUUCAUGA
Molecule: messenger RNA, 1251 nt
Organism: Hevea brasiliensis (rubber tree)
Lineage: Eukaryota; Viridiplantae; Streptophyta; Magnoliopsida; Malpighiales; Euphorbiaceae
Product: putative serine/threonine-protein kinase
Biological process (GO): protein phosphorylation
Molecular function (GO): protein kinase activity; ATP binding
Source: RefSeq, a predicted model, not a curated record